CAUUAGUCGUUUUCUGACCGACCAAGAAGAAAACACCAACGCGAAAUGAAGUGCUUUGUCCCAUUUAUCCUAGCCCUCGUUUUGAUCGCAGCUGAGGGCAAGGUUGUACCAGCCAGCGAUGUCGAAAACCAGCAAACCGGCACUCAAACCUUUGAAGCGUCCUUAGCUGACAGCUUCAGGGAAGCCCAGAAUACCAUCAAUACUCUGGGCGCUAAGGUCCAGGAACUUCUACCCAACCAUGACGAAUUUCUUAACACAUUUAAGGAGCAUAGUACCAGUUUAGCUAAUAAUGUCAAUGAAUACAUCAAGAACAUGACCGAAGAGGUCAAGGCCAAGAGCCCGGAGUUGGAAAAUCUCUGGACGAACUUGAAGACUAAACUGUCCGAAGCUGUCGACAAACUGAACGUUAAUCAGGAGACCACAGACCAGAUUAAUCAGUUGGGUACUAAGUUCCAGGAAGGGGUUCAAGCCAUUCUAACAGAGUCCGAGAAUUCCGCCAAGACUAUCAGCGAGAACUCCGCAAAAGUGCAAGAGGGUAUCGCCAAGUUGACCAAGCAGGCAAUAGAUAUUGCCGUGCAGGCUUCUCAGAACUUGAACAAUCAAUUGAAGCAGGCAACGCCGCAACCGUAAAAUGAAAUAGUGUAUUAUUCGCGUGCGAACAUCUUGAACUAACAUAUACGGCGAAAUCGAAUUUUCACUCAACCAACAUAAUUUCACAUUAUAUCAUGAACUAUAGCUAACAAAUGAUUAUUAAUAAAAGCACUUGAAAUCAUUUA
Formica exsecta is the source of this 776-nucleotide messenger RNA. RefSeq lists its product as uncharacterized. The transcript has 2 exons. NCBI's taxonomy places the organism in Eukaryota, Metazoa, Arthropoda, Insecta, Hymenoptera, Formicidae. The coding region runs from base 46 to 630 and encodes 194 amino acids. Gene Ontology annotation, cellular component: extracellular region. Gene Ontology annotation, biological process: lipid transport. The record is from RefSeq and is a predicted model, not a curated record. Gene Ontology annotation, molecular function: lipid binding.